AUGGUUUCUUUAUUUUAUGGCAUUGAUAAAAGAAAUACUUCUUUGCACAAUUUCCCAAAUCCCGAAAUAUCCCAGUUUAAUCUAAGUAAUUUGGAAGGCAUAUCCGUCAUAGCACAACUAAGUAACACCUUGAAGUGGCUGCACGACAACAAGAUUUUGCACAAUGAUAUAAAAUUGGACAACGUCACCAAGGAUAAUAUGCAGUUCCAUGCCAUACUGAUAGCCGAGGAGUUAAAGGCUGAAUAUCGGGAAAAGCAUGCGCAUAUUGCACCUGAAAUAAUAGAAGGCAAGUCAAAACAGUCACCAGCAAGCGAUGCCGAUGUUUAUGCUUUAGAGAGAGUUGUUUUAAAUUAA
Messenger RNA from Paramuricea clavata, 354 nucleotides. Lineage: Eukaryota; Metazoa; Cnidaria; Anthozoa; Malacalcyonacea; Plexauridae. The record is from the annotation of a GenBank genome assembly.